Hydra vulgaris (swiftwater hydra) is the source of this 831-nucleotide messenger RNA. NCBI's taxonomy places the organism in Eukaryota, Metazoa, Cnidaria, Hydrozoa, Anthoathecata, Hydridae. The record is from RefSeq and is a predicted model, not a curated record.
UCAAAAAGCUUUAAUCACAGGAAUCUCAUAAAAAUAGUAAAUGGAGAUAGUUCGAAAAUUUUUAAGUCAAGUUUUGACAGCGGAAGAUGCUAACCAUCUAUUACCUCUACUAGUUAAACUAGGUGCAACUUCUUUGUCAGAUUUACAAUUUUUGGAUGUUGAAGCAGACCUAGCUAAUGUGUUACCACCUAUAAAGAGACGAAAAUUAGCAGCGGCUUUAGGAAAUACAGCUUGUUUAUCAACUGUUUUAUUUCAGAACAGAGUGAAUAUAUGUGAACCAUUUCCAACAUUUAUUUGUGAAAGAACAAAUAGAUUUGAAAAACAGAAUGUUUCAAUAAUGAAUGCACUAAAAAAUCACCCAUUUAAGAAUAUUUUAAUCAGUGAAGCAGAAAAGCCUAUAAUGGAUAAAAAAAUACAUCGUCUUCUUGUUAAAGUAGCAUGCAGUCACUUAAUUGACUGCUUUGGAAAAUAUCCCCCACCAGAGUAUCAGCUGGCUAUGGCUAAAAGCAUUGUGACAACCUUUAAAUACAGGUCAUGCAGAGGUGGAAAUGGAUACGAAUUAUAUUAUUCUCCAGGCUCAUCAAAAGGCUUUUUGACUAAUCGAUUCAGAGAAAUUUAUCGUCAAUAUCCUGCAGAACAGAAAAAAUACCGUCCACGCAGUAAUAAAAUGAAUAAGAAAUGAAUGUAUUGCAAAGCAUACUCAGCAGUAAUUUAAUAAUAAAAGCAAAAUGGGUCUAAAAAUGAAAACUUGGAAGACAACGCAUUCAGUUACAAGAAGUUUAGAGUUUUUAUAAUUAUCAAAAAUACUAUAAUAUAAAAGACUAUUUAUCA